This is a messenger RNA of Eleginops maclovinus (Patagonian blennie), 3105 nucleotides long. It is a transcript of the gene slc15a1b, whose product is annotated as solute carrier family 15 member 1b. The coding region runs from base 112 to 2280 and encodes 722 amino acids. Lineage: Eukaryota; Metazoa; Chordata; Actinopteri; Perciformes; Eleginopidae. The transcript is spliced from 23 exons. Gene Ontology annotation, biological process: dipeptide import across plasma membrane. Gene Ontology annotation, cellular component: plasma membrane. The record is from RefSeq and is a predicted model, not a curated record. Gene Ontology annotation, molecular function: dipeptide transmembrane transporter activity.
CCAUAGAAAGCUUUGUGUCGUGGAUGUGGACCGGGGUCACAAGUCUCUCCGUGUCUUUUUGCUAAAGGAUUAAAUCACAGAAGGGACCCGGAGUCAACGCACACAGCAGCCAUGGAAGAUAAAGACGAUAGGAGGAAGCCCAAGCAGAAAAGUGCUGCCCUCUGUGGUUACCCAAUAAGCAUCUUCUUCAUUGUGGUCAAUGAGUUCUGCGAGCGUUUCUCCUACUAUGGCAUGCGAGCUGUGCUUGUGCUGUACUUCAAGUACUUCCUGAAGUGGGAUGAUGACUUUGCCACCACCAUCUACCACACCUUCGUGGCUCUGUGCUACCUGACACCCAUCCUGGGAGCCAUCGUGGCUGAUUCAUGGCUCGGCAAGUUCAAGACGAUUGUUUACCUGUCCAUCGUGUAUACCCUGGGACAGGUUGUCAUGGCAAUAAGUGCUAUCCACGACCUCACAGAUACAAACAAGGAUGGCACCCCCGACAACAUGACCUUGCACGUAGCUCUGUCCAUGGUGGGUCUGAUCCUCAUCGCCCUGGGGACAGGAGGCAUCAAACCCUGCGUGGCGGCCUUCGGUGGAGACCAGUUUCUAGACCAUCAGGAGAAGCAGAGGAGCACGUUCUUCUCCAUCUUCUACCUAUCCAUCAACGCUGGCAGUCUGCUGUCCACUGUCAUCACCCCCAUCCUCAGAGCUCAGGAGUGUGGUAUCCACACCAAGCAGCAGUGCUACCCUCUGGCCUUUGGAGUCCCUGCUGCUCUCAUGGUGGUAGCUCUGGUUGUGUUCAUUGUUGGGAGUGGCAUGUACAUUAAGACCCCCCCUCAAGGCAACAUCAUGGUGAAGGUCUGCAAAUGCAUCGGGUUUGCUAUCAAGAACCGCUUUAGGCAUCGCUCUUCUGCAUACCCUAAGAGAGAACACUGGAUGGACUGGUCCGAUGAGAAAUACGAUAAACUCCUGAUUGCCCAGGUGAAGAUGGUGCUGAAGGUGCUGUUCCUCUACAUCCCUCUGCCCAUGUUCUGGGCUCUCUUUGACCAGCAGGGCUCCAGAUGGACCCUCCAGGCCACCACCAUGGAUGGAAACUUUGGAUUUCUCACCAUCCAGCCCGAUCAGAUGCAGACUGUCAACCCUAUCUUGAUCCUGGCCUUGGUUCCAAUCAUGGACAGUCUCAUCUACCCUCUGAUUGCCAAGUGCAAACUGAACUUCUCCCCGUUGAAGAGGAUGACUGUUGGGAUGUUAUUUGCCGCUCUUGCCUUCAUAGCUGCCGGCCUGGUUCAGUUACAGAUUGAUCAAACCCUGCCUGUAUUCCCAUCAAGCACUCAAAGCCAAGUGAAGUACAUCAACUUGAUGAGCACGCCGCUGGACGUCAGAGCUGGAAGCAAUAAUUUCACUUUGCAGCCUUUGACGGCCAAUGAGGAUUACCUGAACUUUGGAGAGUCAUUCACACUAAAUCUGGGGCCAGGUGCCAGCUACCCAACAGCUUUCGAGGGGGCCAUACGCAGCACCUCGGUCAUCGUUCCGGACGUGACUCUACCCAAGCCUAUAACAUUCACAGACAUCACCUCAAAGCCGGAGCAGGGCGCUAAUGCUAUCAGGUUUUUCAAUGGAUACAGCUCAGUCUUGAAUAUUACGUGGGGUGACCAGGGCUUCGGGGAGAUCAUCCCCAACAACAUGUCAGGAUAUGUUUUGAUACCACAGGGAGCUGCGGAGUACCAGAUCAAGAAUGGUCUCGGAUCAGUGUGUACCUACAAACAGGAUCUGGGCUUCGGCAGUUCCUACACCUUAGUCAUCCCUCCAACUUUCAUCUUUGAUGCUUUGUGUGACCAGAUCAUCGUUCCAGUGCUGGACAUCAAGCCUAACAUCAUCCACAUGGCCUGGCAGAUCCCUCAGUACUUCCUCAUCACAGCAGGAGAGGUGGUGUUCUCCGUCACCGGCCUGGAGUUCUCCUACUCACAGGCACCCAGCAACAUGAAGUCUGUGCUGCAGGCUGGUUGGCUGCUGACUGUUGCCGUAGGUAACAUCAUUGUGCUCAUUGUCGCCGAGGCUGCAACGCUCGAAGAUCAGUGGGCCGAGUACAUCCUCUUCGCCUCCCUGCUGGUGUUAGUGUGCUUCAUCUUUGCCUUCAUGGCCUAUUUCUACACCUACAUUGACCCGGCCAAGAUAGAAGCGGAGUUUGCCGUGAAGGAGCCCGAGGAGGAGAAGAAGAGGAAGAGUGUGGAGAUGAGCAGGAACAGCUUUCACUCCGGCUCUGAGAAGGAUCAGGACACCCUGCAGACCAAAAUAUAAAGCCAUGCUUCCCUGCUGCUUGCUGUUGCAUGGACAUGUAGUGGUAAGAAGGAAUAGAUCAGGUACAGGAAGAACACAGUGAAAGAGCUUCCAUAUUAGGCUCUUGGUGUUAGUAGAGGAUAUUGGCAGGGAUAAAUCAAAUGUUGUUUUGGCUCAAAAUGCUCUUUAGGUUACUCAUUCAAUUAAAACCCCUUUAUUGGUUAGUAAUUUGGGCUUUUUCAUUGUUGUAAAUGGGUUUUUACAAAGAUUUAUUUUGCACUGUGUAGCAACAUUUAUAUGUAAUUAUUGUUCAUAGGCUUUUUUAAUGUAGGACAUAAACAAAUAAACCAUUCCAACAUUUGUAUUUAUUUCCAAACACAUUGUGUUUUAUAAAAUAUCGUCACUGUUUUAUAUAUCUAUGACGUUUUAAUAUGCUAAAGGGUCAAAUCAAACAGAAUGAUAUUCCAAAUUCAACAUCAGGCCUCACCAGGGUCUUCAAUAAAGAUGCUCGCAAGGUGUGGUCAAAGAAACACGUGUUACAUAUUCUUUUAAUCAAACUGAGACGUUUCAGUUAGCAUUAGAUCUUUAUUUCUCAUGUCACUUUGAAAGCUUACAAGGAGCUCACAUUUAACUUGGGAAUUCUCAAAUGACACAAGCAAAGAUUAUAUACAGUACUAUAAACUGUCAGCUAUGAUAAAGGAGACCAAAUGUACACAUGUUGUAGUUAUUUCCGUAGCAUAUGUUUUUCUGUAAGGUAUAGAUUUUUUUUUUGCCCAUAUCUGUAAAGCAUUCCAUAUUUCCAUACUUGAAUCUGCAGUUAUAAAAAUAUCUGAUAAUUUCUUUCAA